AAUCUACACCGUCAGUACCCGCCCCCGAUUUUAAAAAAAAAAAGGUUUUUGUAUCUCGCUUGGUUCCCACAAUACGACCACCUCGCCUCACCGGAACACAAGAAAAUAGAAGAUGUCAGCAUCCAUGGCAAUUCGACCCAAAAUCAAUCCCUCUCUAAAACCCACAAAUUUCACUUCACAAAACCUCCUUAAAACCCCAGUGUUGUCUGUGAAACCCAAAUCUUCCUUGUUGAACUUAAGUUCGGCUUCUAGUCUGAGAGUCGUUCAGAGCACUGCAAAACUCAAACUUUCAGCUUCAGCAGCUGAACCAGUUCUCUCUGAAGAAGAAACACCCAGAGAUAAAGAGAGGCUUGGAGUGGUGGUGAAGCCAAUGGAGAAACCGAGGAUAGUAUUGAAGUUAAUUUGGAUGCAGAAGGCAAUUGGUGUUGCUCUAGACCAAGUGAUACCAGGCUUUGGCACAAUCCCUUUGAGUCCUUACUACUUCUGGCCCAAAGAAGAUGCCUGGGAGCAGCUUAAAAUGUUGCUUGAAAGCAAGCCCUGGAUAUCCCGGAAGCAAAUGCAUAUCCUUCUCAAUCAGGCUACUGAUGUCAUCAACUUGUGGCAGGAAAGUAGAAGCAAUUCAUAGCAAGUUACAGAUACAGAAAAAAAAUUUUUGCAAGUUAGAAGCAGUGUGGACAGGUUCAUCUAUAUUGCAAAGGUUAGGAUUACAAUUACCUUGUAAACUCUUCAGUUGAGUUGUUUCAAGUUUCAACUGCUUUCAUUCUUUCUUGUUGAAAUUAUAUGAAAUAUCUUGUUUAUUUAUAAAUUGAAUAGCUGUGCAUUGCUUACUGUGU
Manihot esculenta (cassava) is the source of this 833-nucleotide messenger RNA. RefSeq names its product 30S ribosomal protein 3, chloroplastic. Gene Ontology annotation, cellular component: ribosome. The transcript has 2 exons. The coding region runs from base 113 to 625 and encodes 170 amino acids. The record is from RefSeq and is a predicted model, not a curated record. NCBI's taxonomy places the organism in Eukaryota, Viridiplantae, Streptophyta, Magnoliopsida, Malpighiales, Euphorbiaceae. Gene Ontology annotation, biological process: translation. Gene Ontology annotation, molecular function: structural constituent of ribosome.